Messenger RNA from Hemibagrus wyckioides, 5377 nucleotides. RefSeq names its product F-box and WD repeat domain containing 7 (gene fbxw7). NCBI's taxonomy places the organism in Eukaryota, Metazoa, Chordata, Actinopteri, Siluriformes, Bagridae. The coding region runs from base 598 to 2862 and encodes 754 amino acids. Gene Ontology annotation, biological process: ubiquitin recycling; proteasome-mediated ubiquitin-dependent protein catabolic process. Gene Ontology annotation, molecular function: ubiquitin binding. The record is from RefSeq and is a predicted model, not a curated record. Gene Ontology annotation, cellular component: cytoplasm; nucleus. The transcript has 13 exons.
AAGAAGCCAGGAGCGUUUUGUGUGCUCUUGUGUGUAAGAGAGAGAGCGAGAGAGAGAGAGAGAGAGUCCUGUGUUCAACGCCGUGUUGACCUGCGACGGAUUAUUAACUAUUAUUAUUAUUUUAUUAUUAUUAAUUUUUUUAAACUUCACGGAGGGUUUUUUUUUUUAACUCGUAACGGAUUAAUUUUUGUUUCACUCUUCACAGCCGGGUGGAAUGUGUGUCGCCGUACACACCUAUGUGGAUGGAUAUAAAUAGGAGAAGCGGUGUGAGGAGAAGCGAGACCGGGCUUUAGUCUCCUCUUUUAGCGUACAUGAUUGUGAUUACUACUAGAGUCGCUAGCCCUUAAACGCGUGUUGCCUAGGCUACGAGCCGUGGGGGAAAUUUUCGAAGACCGGCGUAUGUGCACCGGAAGGAACCCCAUCUGCUGAGCCACGCGCUGUCCUUGUUUUUUCCGCCUUGUUAUUUAAGGUCAGGAGUGUGAGGGUUUAGCAGUGAGGCUCUCACCGUGGCCUGACGCUGGAAUCAAUGCCGGGAAGUCGUUGUCCUCCUCAGGCAGCCUAGCGAAGGUUCAGAAAGUAGCAAGCUGGCUUUUGGAAAUGAAUCAGGACCUGCUGGUUCCCGAACCCGUGCCGGAGCCAGAGCCUGAACCUGGACUCAUGAACCGCGAGCGAGAACCUCAGCACCGGAGGAGAGAGCGAGGAGAGGAGGACGACGAGGAGGACGACGAGGAGGAGGAACGAGAGCGAUCCGGAGAGGCCGAAGAGGCAGAGGAGGACCCCUGGCCUUCGGGGAGGGAGCCGGCGAGCCAGAACGAGGGACCGGAAGAAGGCAGGAGAGAGGAAGUGAACGGAGGAGAGAAAGCCGUCCAGUGGUUGUGGGAGCAGGAGCAGAGGAGACGGAGGCGGAGACGGAGAAACAAUGAGGAGGAAGAGGAGGAGAACAACAACCACGACAACGAAGGAGCAGGAGAAGGAGGAGAAGGACCGGUACCUGUAGGACUGCGCUCCGAGGAAGACGAGGAGGACGGAGAGAGAGAGGAGGAGGAAGAGAUGGACCAGGAGAGUGACGAGUUCGAAGCAUCAGAGGACAGCGCGCGAGAGGAGGAGGAGGAAGCAGAGGAGGAUGAGGAAGGAGAGACGGGACUUCACUCUUCUUCGCUCAAAAGCGGAGCGUCGGAUCCAAGCGAUAACGCAGAUGUCCAAUCAGGACGACAGAACCAAAGCUCAUCUUCAUCUCAGCACACACAUCCUCAGAUGAAGAGGAAGUUGGACCAUGGACCAGAAGUUCGGCCGUUCCCUUCAGGCAAGAAGCCCUGUCCAAGUCCGACAGGUCUGGUCCCGUAUCCAUCCACUCCCACUACAUUUGGCGACUUGAGAGCUGCUAACGGACAGGGACAGCAGAGACGCCGCAUCACCUCCAUCCAGCCUCCCACAGGCUUACAGGAAUGGCUCCGUACCUUCCAGAGUUGGAGCGGGCCGGAGAAGCUCUUGGCUCUGGACGAGUUGAUUGACAGCUGUGAGCCGACGCAGGUGAAGCACAUGAUGCAGGUGAUCGAGCCUCAGUUCCAGAGGGACUUCAUCUCCCUACUGCCCAAAGAGUUGGCUCUGUACGUCCUGUCCUUCUUGGAGCCGAAGGAUUUGCUCCAGGCCGCUCAGACGUGUCGAUACUGGAGAAUCCUCGCGGAAGACAACCUGCUCUGGAGAGAAAAAUGCAGAGAAGAAGGUAUCGACGAGCCGUUACACAUCAAGAGGAGGAAGGUGGUGAAGCCAGGGUUCAGUCACAGCCCGUGGAAGAGCGCCUACAUCAGACAACACCGCAUCGACACCAACUGGAGGAGAGGAGAGAUCAAAUCACCUAAGGUGUUGAAAGGACAUGAUGAUCAUGUCAUCACGUGUCUGCAGUUUUGUGGGAAUCGUAUUGUGAGCGGUUCGGACGAUAACACGCUUAAAGUCUGGUCUGCAGUCACGGGAAAGUGUUUGCGGACAUUAGUUGGACACACGGGCGGCGUCUGGUCCUCUCAGAUGAGAGACAACAUCAUCAUCAGCGGCUCGACAGAUCGGACUCUGAAGGUGUGGAACGCCGAGACGGGGGAGUGUAUUCACACGCUGUACGGACACACGUCCACCGUACGCUGCAUGCACCUCCACGAAAAAAGGGUGGUGAGCGGAUCCCGGGACGCGACGCUGCGUGUGUGGGAUAUCGACUCGGGUCAGUGUUUGCAUGUGUUGAUGGGUCAUGUGGCGGCGGUGCGCUGCGUGCAGUACGACGGGCGUCGUGUGGUCAGCGGAGCCUACGACUUUAUGGUCAAAGUGUGGGACCCUGAGACCGAGACAUGCUUACACACACUGCAGGGACACACCAACCGGGUCUACUCACUACAGUUCGACGGCGUCCACGUGGUCAGCGGUUCUUUAGACACGUCCAUCCGCGUGUGGGACGUGGAGACGGGGAACUGCAUACACACGCUCACGGGUCAUCAGUCCCUCACCAGCGGCAUGGAGCUCAAAGACAACAUCCUGGUGUCGGGGAAUGCAGACUCCACCGUCAAGAUCUGGGACAUAAAGACAGGACAGUGUCUCCAAACGCUGCAAGGUCCUCAUAAGCACCAGAGCGCCGUCACGUGUCUGCAGUUCAACAAGAACUUUGUAAUCACGAGUUCGGACGACGGCACGGUGAAGCUGUGGGAUUUGCGCUCGGGAGAUUUCAUCCGAAACCUGGUGAGCCUGGAGAGCGGCGGCAGCGGCGGAGUGGUGUGGAGGAUCCGAGCCUCCAACGUCAAGCUGGUGUGUGCCGUGGGCAGCAGGAACGGCACCGAGGAGACCAAACUGCUCGUGCUCGACUUCGACGUCGAACUCAAAUGAACUGGACAUGAAGUGAAGGGAGAGGAAGAGCAGCGGGGCGAGCGCGGGGGGGUUACGGGGAAAAAAACGGGCCUCCUCGUGCAGCUCCGCCACCGGACCCACCACUGCUCACCGUUCCUGCCAUGAAUCGCCCCUUUAGCGACCGCUGCUGCGAUUUAUUUUCGGGGGGAGGGGAUGGGUUAUGCGUCUUCAGAAAAGGGGGCGGGGCAUAAUCAAUAGUGAGAAGGCGGAACAGAAAGUGCGCCCUCCUUGCGCAGCUCUAAGACUGGACCCAACAUAUAGAGGCAUCACCUCCUCCAUCUUUAGAAAGGGGGUGGGGGCAGGAACGAGGAGGCGGGGCCUCUGCAUUCUGGGAAGGAAGGCUUCCUCAUGCAGCUCCAUGACUGGCAUCUGCUUGUCUGGUCCCUUUUUUUUGGGCGGGGGGGGUGGGUGGGUUCUGUGCAGCAAAGCAUUCUGGGAAGGAACGGGAUUAUUGUUAUAUAUAUAUAUAUAUUUUUUUUUUCUAUUCUUCACUCCCUUUCUCACAGCCUUUCUUGCUCAGAGACUUGCUGACUCAAGCCUGCACACCCCAGACAUCGUUAUUUUUCUUCUUUUGUUUGUUUGUUUGUUUGUUUCUUUCUUUCUUUUUUUAAACCGAUUCGAACAAGUCGACACUGUAUGCAUGACGUGAGCGAGGAAGCCGAGUUGACACAGGUGAUGGGGAACGAUGAUGAAUGCACGCAGGUUCGGAGUUUUUAAACAGGAUAAACAAAAGAAAUAAGAGCUUUGAGAUUUAAAUGUGAGGAUUACACACACACACACACACACACACACACACAGGACCCUCCGUACGUGAGAGAGAGAGAGAGAGAGAGAGAGAGCCUGAUUAUCUCUGGCUUUUUCUUCCUGUAUCCCACACACACACAUUUAUUUAGUGUUCAGUGCACAACUGUGAAUUUAAGCAUCAUUCUUUAUUUCUUUAUUUUUCCACAAACAUCAGCGUUCGGUGUUUCUUGUCGCGUUUCUCUCCACCGUUACCUCUACAACGAGUCUCAGUAUUAAUUUAAAGACGGUCUGACAUUUAAAAAAAACAAACAAACGAAUGAAUAAAUAAAUCCGUAUCCUCUCGUGCUGAAUGCAGUGGAGCGGAGGAGACGCGGAUGAUGAAGCCGAGCGGCGCGGGUUCGAGUCGUCGUGGAAACUGCUGCAUGUCUAACUCAUCAUGUUUGCCUCAAAAGACAUCCGACACACGCGGCGCCGAACCGGGGCUCUCGCGCGCUUCUCUCCUUCUUUAUUAGCCGGCGCACAUCCCGCUCAGAUUAUAUUCAGGUUAAAGAAGGGAAACGAUGGAUUUGUUUUUGUUUGUUUGUUUGUUUGUUAGAUCCGUGUCUUUAAGUGCUGUUCCACAUCCUCAGUGCGGUUUUGUUCCUCUUGUCGUUCUGUUCCGAUUACACUUCCUCAUGUUGGCUCAGCUUCAUGGGAGAUUAGAAAUCUUUUAUUAUUAUUGUUAUUUUACUUCGAAGCCCCUUGGAAGCCCCGCCCCUUCUUUGUUCCUGUUCUCCCCAGUGGCCAAACUGAACUUAAUGCUGCUAGUCACUCAUGCGGGACUGUUUUUGUUUUUUGUUUUUAUUCUUAUUAUUUUUUCCUCCACUGGCUGUGACGUUUUAGUCCCAGACUAAAUCCUAAAAGAAUUUAGACUUAUAAAUAAAUCAACAAAAAGACACACGAUGGCGUACAAGGAUAUGGAAUCUGACUUUGUUUUUGUUUAUUUCUUUUCCGCCACUGAAACUUGAGCCAAAUGUGCCUCUACGAGGCUGAAAGAGCGAGAAGGUCCGACGAUCAUGGACGAUGCUGUGUGUGUGUGUGUGUGUGUGUGUGUGUGUGUGUGUCGGAGCAUCGUUCACACAUUCCUUGGGACGGAAGUUCUGUUAGGGAACGUGUCGGAUGGAUGGAUGGAUUUUUUUUGGGGGGGGGGGGAUUAUCGCAUCGCAUAUUGAUGGAAAGAAAGUCGGACUCGCUCUCAAUCGUUCUUUCUGAAGAGGGGACAAAAAAAUAAAAAAGCGUCAACGUAGCCAAACCUGUUGGUCUCAUUGUCCGAGUCACACACUCACGCUGAACUGUGAAACUGGUUUAACACUGUAUAUUACAAUUUAAACAAAAAAAACAACAAAAAAACUUCUUCUUUCUCCAGUUUUUACUUUUUAUUUAUGGUCUGGUUGAAGAAAAUCAGAUGAUGGAGGUUUUCUUUUUUUUCUUUCACAUUUUUUCAGUUUGUUUUUGUUUUUUUCCCAGUCCAGACUGCCUGGUGUAACAGACAGAUUAAAAAAAAAAAUACAGCAAACCUUAAAGGGAUUGUCUAUUAGAAUUUUUAUUUUCUUAUAACUUAAGUGCAAUAAAAUGUGGGGUUGUUGUUAUUGUUUUUUUUUUUUCCUUUUUAUUUUUUGUUUUCAUUUCAAGCUUCUUCUUUUUUUUCUUUUUUUUUGUCACUGUGUGAAAGUGUCAUAUGUGCCCAAUAAAGCUUCUACGGUUUAUUGUA